UUUUGAAAGAUAUCCAAACUGACGUAAAGGAAAGGCUUUUUUCUUAAGGUUAUAAUUUUGACUCAAACUGAUAUUGAUUUAGUUAUCUUAACCAUAUUAGAUAAUGUCGCAUUCAUGUCAGAGUGGCCAGCCAUCUAUACAUUUACAGACACUUUGUAACAUUUAUGAUGCUCUUAAACAAAUAGAAAUUCUACACAAAACAUUCGAAGCAAAUAAAACCAGGAAAUAUUGUUGAUUGUAAUUUGAUUUUGAUUGGCUUGCUACUGCAUGGUAAUAAGGAGAAGAAAUUCAGCACAAAUGCAAAUGUCCUACAUUAUUCUAAAGUUAUAACAUUAUACUUAUUUGAAAUGUCUCAUCACUUAUAUGGACACAUGACAAAGAGUUAUACAUUUCACAUUACUGAGAGAGUUGCACUGGCUGCCGGUGCGUGCUCGCAUAGAGUACAAAAUCGCAACUUUGUGCUACCGCUUCUUACAUGACCUGGCGUCGUCCUAUCUGAAAGAGCUGCUGACGCCUUAUGUACCCACUAGACGACUCCGCUCAUCCGAUAGUGGCAAAAUCUCGACACCACGUGUUUGCCUUGAGACUUACGGAAAGCGCACUUUCGCAUUUGCUGGUCCAACAAUUUGGAACGCCCUUCCAGUCGAUCUCAGAAACAACCAAACACUGGAGUCAUUUAAAACCGAUGUAAAGACACAUCUAUUUCGCAAACACCUUCUGGGAUGAUUGUCUACCUUAUUUUACAGCAUAAUGGCUGUGUUGCUUAUAGUUGAAAUGGCUAGAAAAACUUUGACAUUGUGUGCUUGUAAUUAGUUUUUGGAGUAUUGCUUUUGUUUUAAAUGUAGAAAAUUAUAGAUUUGUUUUUUGUUGACUUUGUACCGCGCUUCGAGCCUUUGGGGAUGAAGCUUGUUUUUGAAAUGAACUUUAUUAUUGUUAUUAUUUAUUACUUACAUGGUAACAUGACAUAAAUUUCACAUUACUUACAUGGUCACAUGACAAAGAGUUAUAAAUUUCACAUUACUUACAUGGUCACAUGACAAAGAGUUAUAAAUUUCACAUUACUUACAUGGUCACAUGACAACGAGUUAUAAAUUUCACAUUAUUUACAUGCUGACAUGACAAAGAGUUAUAAAAUAUACAUUACUUACAUGGUCACAUGACAAAUAAUUAUACAUUUCACAUCACUUACAUGGUCAAAUGACAAAGAGAUAUAAAUUUCAAAUUACUUACAUGGUCACAUUACAAAGAGUUAUACAUUUCACAUCACUCACAUAGUCACAUGACAAAGCGUUAUACAUUUCAUAUCACUGACAUGGUCACAUGACAACGAGUUAUAACGAUGCAUCCGGGUAUGGCCGGUUACAAAUAUUUACAUCGUAGUUACAGAUAAAUUUAUUUUUUUUAUUUAUCUUUCCGAAACGAAAAAUAAGUUUUUCCGUUAAAAAAAAUGAUUAUUUUCAUAGUAUUUUUCCACAAACUUAAUCCUUGAUCGAUAUGUUUAUAAAGUAUUGUCACACAAAUGUUUCAGUAGAAAUGAAUGCUAGAAAUCCAGGCAUGUAUCCACUAAAUCAAGGGAACGUGUACAAUCUCUUGAAAAAUGUUACUUUUCUCUUGUAGCUCAUAUAUUUUUCCUCUACAGUGACAUUUUUGUAGGUUCUUUGGCAAAGGACACAUUUCCGUUGUUUGUACUAGAUGAAAAUUUUCUGACAUAGUUUGUUUCACUUUUACUUUGUAUUCACUUUAAAAAGCUGAUUUCUUAUGACUACUGUUAAAAACACAGACGACUGAUGACUACUAUCACAACAACAUACUACUGAUAAUAACAGCAAAAAAUUAAAGAUAACUUCUCGUGUAAAAUGAUACUACUGAUAACUACUGGUGUUAUAGGCAGAUUAAAUGUAUAAUAUUAAAAUAGCAGAAUCUACGACUAUAACAGAAGACUAGUGACUACUACAAAUAAAAAGCACAUGAAUGUACAUACUGCAAUGUCUACUGUGUCCAUCAACAUGGUUAAAUACAAAUAUAUAUAUAUUUAUUUUUAAAAAAAUAAGAUAUUGAGACUCAAUACCAGUAAAUUGUUAACAUGAGAGAAAAGAAAAAAAAUCGAUAUAUUUUCUUUUUCUUGUUUUGUUCUUGACAUCCAUUCAGUUUGUAAAAUAGUUCAGGACUUUUCACAUUGUUUUUAUUGUAACACCAUUUAGUUCUUCGCUCUAUUCAAUUAAUGUCAUUACAAAAGUAAUCAUGUAACUACUCAACAAAAUGAUGAACAUUGUGUCAUAUUUGUAAACAGCAUGGCAAGUGAACGUCAAGGCGACAAUAGAUUUCUUAGGAUUCUUAAAAAACAGCUGGAAACUCUUAGGGAAGAGAGCAACCAUCUAGAGGAGGUGGUGGACAGUUAUUUCAAACAGGCAAGUUUAUUUUAUUUAUUUUUUCAAAUUGUUUACAACUCAUCCUCGUUUGGUUCUAAUUUAAUGGUAUAAAUCGUAACACGUUAGCUUACUGUUUUAAUUAAACGAAAUACUCCUACACACAUCGAUCGCUAAAGAUAAACUCCUAACACAUACACUUGUUUGUUCAUAUUCAUAUAACGAAGGGUACUGAACUAAUAUUAUCCCUUAUCUGGGGCUUGGGGGCUCCAUUUCAUUUUUCCCAAUAUAAGCUAAUAUAAAUAGCGAUAGGCUUAAGACUCCUAAAUGAAUAGAUGGAUCUUGACCAAACUUAAUACACAAACACUUGAUUUUCCAUAUACAAAUACCGAAGGGUACUAAAUUCAUAAUAUCCAUUCCUCUUGGGCCGUUGGCACAUAUCAUUUUUCCUAAUAUAAUAUUUAUAAAAGUCAAUAUGCUUAGACAACACUAUUGGUUAAUGUGAAAUGAUGAAUCUGAGCCUAGUUUGUAGAUAUAUCCUUUAUUGUCCGUAUUGAAUAUUCAAUCUAGAUAUGUCAAGAAAGUUGGAAAACUUUAAACUGCUAAUAUAUGUUGGAUUAUUAGAUAUAUUCUAAUGGGACAAAUUUUAAAUUUAACUCCAAAAUUUAUCUGAUUGAUUUGAAAGCCCCCCCCCCCCCCACCCCCCAGUUGGAAAACUUUAAACUGCUAAUAUAUGUUGGAUUAUUAGAUAUAUUCUAAUGGGACAAAUUUUAAAUUUAACUCCAAAAUUUAUCUGAUUGAUUUGAAAGCCCCACCCCCCCCAACACCCCUUCCAUCUCAGAAAUAACAUAUUCGGUACAAUUAUGAAACGGAACCCCGCUGUGGCCCCUCUUACAAUAAAAAUGUACUAUAAUUCUAGUAAUACAUUUAGUUGUAAAAUGUUUCGUAGCCUAUACGAAAAAUAAUAAAAUAGAAAAUACAUUUUUACUCAUUUCGAGGAGUAUAUUAAAUUUAAUCUAGAAAGUUCUAGAAAGUCAUUUUUUGUUCACGGGGAAUUAGAAUGGUAUCGAAAAUGUUAUUGAAAUGAAAGGUUUAUUUUUUUUUUAUUUCUAUACUUUCUGAAGAUUCUCUCUAAACAUGCCCUUCAUAAAUAUACCGGUAACAAAAACCCAAUGACGAACAUGAUUUUAAAGGGGAACAAAUUAACUGAAACCCAUGGGCCACGCGAUCCCAUCCAGUAACAGUUUUUAGGAACCCAACCAGGAAACGGGAUUCCACCGGGAAACGGAACCCAUCUGGCUCAAGAACUCACCGGAAUCGGGAUUCCAGCUGCAUCAGUUUCCUACCGGGAAACGGUAUCACACCAGGGUUAUGAUGGGAAUCACACUGGGAAACGGGUCACUGACGACAUUCGAGGAACCCACCGGGAUCUGAAUACAGUCGGGAUCGGAAACCGACCGUUAUCUUGAUCCAGCCGGUAUCAAAAUCCCACGGUAUCUAUAUUACACCACGAUCGAGAUCCCACAGAAAUCGUGCACCUACAAGUAUCGGGCUUUUAUCGGGAUCUGGACUAAACCUGAAUAUGGAUCACACCUGGAUCUGAAUGCCGAUACUAUCGGGAUCCUAUUGGGAAACUUAAUUCAACAAAUAACGGGAUAACACCGGCAUUUGGAUAACACAGGGAUCGGUAGAAAACCGAGAUCAGAAUACCGACGGGAUCAGGAUCGUACUGGGAUUGGGAAGCAACCGGGAUCGGAAUCCCUUCUGGCCUAGUAUCCAAUCUAAAAACUCGAUCCUACUAAGAUGGGAUGCCACAGGUAUCGGGAUUAUCUCAGGAUCAGGAUCCCACUGGGAUCAAAAUACCAACGGGAUUGGAAUGCUGACGGGACCGGUAUCGGCAUAUUGUUGCGAUGGGGAUCCCAAUGGGUUCAGAAUCCAAGUAGAAAACUACAUCAUUCUGGGAUUGGGAUAAAACCGGGAUCGGGAGUUGUUGUUUAUCCGAAUAAAUACCGGGAAACCGUAUCCGGAAAUUUGAUCGAAAGAAAUUUCGUCGACGGUAAAUUGGUCGACUGGUAAUAUGAUCGAACAGAAAUUUGGUCGAAUCUUCUUUUCAAUUUUUACGUAACAACUUUGCAUCAAAUUUCUUUUUGAACGAAUUAUUUUGUUUUACUAAAUAGUAUAGUGCGUUCAAAAAGAAAUUUGACGAAAAUUUCAACGUGCGAACGGAAAAAAAGAUUCGACCAAAUUUCCGUUCGAUCAAAUUACCGUCAAUCAAUUUACCGUCGACGAAAUUUCUUACGAUCAAAUUUCCGGUAACCCCGGGAAACACCUGGUAUAUUUGCUGGUAUUUACGUGCAGUUUUAUGACCGAAAUGUGUUAAAAGUGUAUAUUUAUUGACAGAUGGAAAAUAAAGUUCAAGAAUGGGAAAAUAAACCUAGAAACUCACAGGUCACCUUUAAGAAACUGUCGAUCACUAUCCAACAAGCUAUCACUCACGUUAUGUCAAAGGCAAUACACUUUACAGGUACACUUUAAAAAAUAUACUUUUAUUUAUGUUUUUAAAUAUAUAAUUGUUUGCGGACUUAAAAUUUAAAAAGCAAUAUUUUUAUUUUUUAAAAUCAAUUUUGUAACACAAAUAUAUACAUAAAAUAUUUCGAUAUACAGAAGUUUUUAUUGCAUGUGUCUAUACAUUAAAAUAAUGUAUGUGAAUGAUUGAAUAAUUAGACAAAUGUCGCAUAGUGCAUCACGUAUAAGUUUUUAAAAAAGACUAAAAAACAUUUCAAUUUAAGAAAUCCUGCAAUGAAUAUCUGUUUUAAAUUUAAGUUUAUAAUUUCAAUUUUAUUUUGAACUAAACAUCCAUAAAAUACAUAUUGAAAGGUACGCAGUUUAUUUACCAAAUUACUCAUACUCACAAACUUUGCUUGUCACUAUUUAAGGUGUGGAUGAUGAAGCUACAAGUGAUGCGACGUUUGUCACUACACAAAGAGAAACUACAAUUAAUGAGCCCAACAUAUGCAGAGAUGAAGCAGGAUCACAAGAACAAUGUGGUAUUUAUGGUUGUUACGCACUGGCUUCUUAUAUGAGAAAUUAAUAUCCUAUUUUAAUUUUAUUGGCUCGUUGUAAACAGUGCUUAACGAAGGACGAUACCAUAGAGUCAACAGAAUUAAAGAUACGGCACCCAAAACUGUUUCUAGUUACAAUUAAUAAGAUUUAUUAAGUCUUAAUAUGAUAACAAAAUAAAAUAAAAUAUAAUGACAAUCUUCAACUUACACUAUGGUAGAUCUUUUACCGGUACACAGUUAACACAGUUCGUAGAAUGUGCCGAAUGAAUAAUAAUUAAAUGCGAAAUAAACACAUAUAUAAGAACAAAAAGAAUAAUACACGUCUCGGGAAGUUAAUAAACCUAUCUGAAACUCCGUCCCUUCGCCCGUGCCUUUCAAUCCCUUAUAUAUGUCGCAUAAGCCCUGCCUUCCAGAAAAGACUUAUGACCUGUUGUUUACAUAUCUCGGGUUAUCGAGCACAUUGGAGAAAAUACCAGGAGACAGUCUUACAAGUUUAAUUAGAAAGGCGGUAGUCAACAAGAUCCAUCAAACUAAUAGGCCACGCACACAACAAACCACUAACGUCUGCUAGGGAUGUAAUUUGGGUCAAGCAAAAUUCAAGCACGGGGACAUCGUGUAAAAUGUUAUACAUAACAAUGGUAUACCCAACAAAAUUUAACAGGAACUUAGAAAUGGGUUUGUCUUACAAAUAUAUUCAAAGUUUCACUAUUGCAUGUUAAAAGAUAUAAAAUUAAUAAAAAUUUCUAAAAUAUAUUUUCUUUCUGACAGCGCUGAUAAAACGAUUGUUUAUUUGGUUUGUACGUGCAUUCAUUUUAAGUUAUUAGGCAUUGGAGCUAAAAAUAGCAUACAUUAGAUUGCUCCUUAAGAGCUGAAUAAUCAUAAACAUGGAGUUAGAUAACUGUUAUUAAAUGAUUUUCUUAAUGAAUUUAUUUUUUCAAUCGUUAAUUGUGACUAAAAAAAUUACUUCAUAUUUCUAGCAUUUUACAUCUUGAAGUUCCUCAUCUUCAUACUCACUGUUUGGUUUUAUUUUAACAUAUUUUUCUUUGCUAGUUCUAUAGCUUUAGUAAAGGUUAUCUAACUUAAACCUAACACACGUAUAAAAAGUGUAAAAAUACACCAAAUGAAAGCAAAAGCUUUUAAUCUAAUUACUUAUAUAUUUCUUUUUUGACACUUUCAUUUUUGAUUCGAAAGGAGCUGAUAGUGUUAAAAUGAAAAUAUCAAUGCUAGAAGACGUAUUUGUUUCUAUGGACAGAAGAAUUCAGGAUAUGCAUCUAAAACAAGAUAAUGUUGAUGUUAAAUUCAAACACUUCUUAACUCAACACGAAGCUUUGAAUAGAAAGCUGGACAUGGUCGAAGAAAAUAGUUUAAAUUAUAAGAAAGGUCUUCAACAUAACAUCAAAGAGCAGUCAGAUAAAUUCAUGGCUAUGUCAACAUCUCUUCAAAAUAAAAUCACGGAGCAGUCAGAUAAAAUCACUGCUUUUUCAACAUCUCUUCAAAAUAAAAUCACGGAGCAGUCAGAUAAAAUCACUGCUUUUUCAACAUCUCUUCAAAAUAACAUCACGGAACACUCAGAUAAAUUCGUUGCUAUUUCAUCUGCUCUUCAACAAUUGGAGGAAAACGGCAAUGCCAGAAUUGAAAAAGUUGAACAUGAAAAAAAAACCGACACUGAGUCAACAGAAGUCACGAGUACAAAAUAUAGUUCGAUCGCACCAUGUAUAAAUGAUUCUGUCAGGUCUAUUGCAGUCUUGUCCAAAAGAACUCAGUUUUUAGAGCAGAAAUUUCAAGAUGUUCUGGAAGAGAUGAAAAAACUGUCAGCUGCUAUCAAUAUUUCAUCAGCACAGGCUACAGUGACACUAACUGAAAACAGUAAAAUAGAAAAU
Messenger RNA from Lymnaea stagnalis (great pond snail), 7308 nucleotides. NCBI's taxonomy places the organism in Eukaryota, Metazoa, Mollusca, Gastropoda, Lymnaeidae. The record is from the annotation of a GenBank genome assembly.